UAAGAUUACAUUACUAUUUCCAAAAAUAUCAUCAACUUCUGCCUCCUGGUGAUUUUUUGCACGUACCUGGAUACAACAAAAAGUUUUUUUUAUCGAUAAUUAAGUCUAAAACAAUUUCCAUGAAAAAAUAAACAAGUAUUGUUAUUGUUGAGUACGUAGAGAUUAGAUGAGUGAAUAUUAUUUUGUUUGUAAACAAUGUCUGAUGCUUUUGAAGAAAUUCAAGCUAUUAAAAUUAAAAGAAAUAGUCUUCGAGAAAAGUUGCAAAAAAGAAAAAGAGAAAGGCAUGAGUUAUUCACUUUAACUCUACCAAAUGCAACAACAAAUAACCUUAAGACAAAUAAUGCUGCUCCAAAGGAUGCAACAACAUCAGCUGCAAUUAAUUCAAGGCACGAUGAAUUGGAAAGAGAAAUUUUAUGUAUUUUACAUCAAACACUUCCAGCAACACCAACAACUUCAACAGAUCUGAGUAUUCAGCUUAGAAAAAAUCUAAGUGCUGAUGUUUCUCACGAAGAUGUAAAGAAAAUAUUAGAGAAGUUUGCUGCACAGGAUUUAUUGAAAAUGAGAGAAGUAACAGAAGAUGGUGUGCUUGGAUACACUGUGCUUUCAAUUAUUGAAUCACAAUCUCAAUUCAAGCUAGAUGAUUUAACAAAUCUUGAAUCCAUAGAUACAACUUCCCAUGAUAAGACUGAUGAUGAUGAAGCAGAGGAAGAAGAUGAUGAAGGAGCAAGUCUUGAAAAACAACCUAAACUUGAUAAAAAAAAUGCUGAAGACAUUAUGUCGUUGAUAUUGAUGCCAACGAUCAGAGAGAAAGAAAACAAAAAAGUCGGAGAGCAAAUACUCGAUCUAUUAUCAAAACAAACUUCUAAAGAAAAAUCGUUGGCAGAAAGGUUUCGAUCUCAAGGUGGAGCUCAAGUGAUGGAAUUUUGUCCACAUGGCACACGAGUUGAUUGUGCUAAAUUAAAUGGUAGUGGAACAGCGAAAUGUAAAAAACUUCACUUUAAAAAAAUUAUUCAAAGUCAUACUGAUGAAUCUUUGGGAGAUUGUAGUUUUCUCAAUACAUGUUUUCAUAUGGAUACUUGCAAGUAUGUUCAUUAUGAAGUUGAUGGAUCGACAGCAUUAUCGAAAGAACAAGUAAAUGAAACAGUUGUUUCAAAUACUAGCAAUUCUACACCCAAGACAUCAGUAGUGGAAACUCCUGGUCCAGUUACCGGACCAGGAUCUGGUACCGAGUUAACUCUUUAUCCUCCUCAAUGGAUCCAAUGUGACUUACGUUAUUUAGACAUGACUGUUCUCGGUAAAUUUGCAGUAAUAAUGGCUGAUCCACCAUGGGAUAUUCAUAUGGAAUUACCGUAUGGUACAAUGUCUGAUGAUGAAAUGCGCCAACUAGGAAUUCCUGCUCUUCAAGAUGAAGGUUUAUUAUUUUUAUGGGUAACUGGAAGAGCUAUGGAACUUGGAAGAGAGUGUUUGCAGCUUUGGGGAUAUGAAAGAGUUGAUGAAAUCAUUUGGGUUAAGACAAACCAAUUGCAAAGAAUAAUUCGAACAGGUCGUACAGGUCAUUGGCUUAAUCAUGGUAAAGAGCAUUGCUUAGUUGGUAUGAAAGGAAACCCGCGAAUUAAUCGUGGACUUGAUAGUGAUGUUAUUGUUGCUGAAGUGCGAGCAACUAGUCAUAAACCUGAUGAAAUUUAUGGCAUUAUUGAGAGAAUGAGCCCAAGUACUCGUAAAAUUGAAUUAUUUGGGAGACCACAUAAUGUCCAACCUAACUGGAUUACUCUUGGGAAUCAAGUUGAUGGAGUUCAUCUAGUUGAUCCACAACUAAUUAAAGCUUUUAGAAAACGAUAUCCUGAUGGAAAUACUAUGAAGCCAAAUAAAACAUAGUUUUGAUAAAAAGUUCAUUAAGUUUUUAUCUUUUAAAUAUAAUAAGAUUAAUCCUUAUAUUUUAGUACUUACAAAUUUAAUUAAAUGUUCAAAAUAAAUAAUAUUUUUGUACAUUAUAAUUUAUAUACAACAAUUAUUCAAUUUA
Molecule: messenger RNA, 2020 nt
Organism: Chelonus insularis
Lineage: Eukaryota; Metazoa; Arthropoda; Insecta; Hymenoptera; Braconidae
Gene: Mettl3
Product: methyltransferase like 3
Exons: 4
Coding region: 196-1875 (559 amino acids)
Cellular component (GO): RNA N6-methyladenosine methyltransferase complex; nucleus
Molecular function (GO): mRNA m(6)A methyltransferase activity; mRNA (2'-O-methyladenosine-N6-)-methyltransferase activity
Source: RefSeq, a predicted model, not a curated record